Messenger RNA from Nannizzia gypsea CBS 118893, 1437 nucleotides. RefSeq lists its product as hypothetical. Gene Ontology annotation, cellular component: cytosol. Gene Ontology annotation, biological process: protein import into peroxisome matrix. The record is from RefSeq and is a predicted model, not a curated record. Bases 1 to 1437 code for a protein of 478 amino acids. The transcript has 5 exons. NCBI's taxonomy places the organism in Eukaryota, Fungi, Ascomycota, Eurotiomycetes, Onygenales, Arthrodermataceae.
AUGGUGGUAGACACUACAUACUACGAUGCCCUGGGGGUGCCUCCCACGGCUACUCUGCUCGAGAUCAAGAAGGCGUACAGAAAACUAGCUAUCACAACUCAUCCAGACAAGAACCCCGACGACGAGACAGCACACAGCAGAUUCCAGGCUAUCGGAGAAGCUUACCAAGUAUUGAGUGAUGAGACUCUACGGAAACAAUAUGACAAGUUUGGAAAGGAUAAGGCUGUUCCGGGCGGUGGAUUCGAGGACCCCGCGGAGCUGUUUGGCAUGAUAUUCGGCGGUGAAGCGUUCGUUGAUUGGAUAGGCGAGAUAUCACUGAUGAAGGACCUCACCAAGACUAUGGACAUAACCAUGCAACAGAUGGAAGAAGACGAGGAGCUCGCAAAAGAAGCAGACGCCAAACUCAACGUGAAGGACCCAGCCAAGCCUGAAUCUGGUGAAACAACUACUACGGCUCCUGCUCCGGGUGUUACCGUUGCUGAUGAGAAUGAAGCUAAGAAGGAUGAAACUGCUGGAACUGCUGGAGCCGCUCAGGAAGCUUCCGGUACUAGCACCCCCCGACGGAAUUGGGGACAGCAGGCAAUCAUGGAUAAAUCCGAGGAAGAGGCUAGAAUGCAAGCCGAGGGCUUAUCACCAGAGGAGAAAGAGCUGCGGAAAAAGGAGAAGAAGAAGGGUCUUUCCAAGGAACAGCGGGAACAGCUGGCUGCAUUCGAGCUAGAGCGAAAGAAGCAGCGUGAAGAACGAGUCAACACCCUUGCACGCAAACUGGUUGAUCGACUUAGCGUCUGGACCGAGACCGACAAGGGGCCUGACGUCACCACCGCUUUCCAAGAGAAGAUCAGACUUGAAGUCGAGAACUUGAAGAUGGAGUCCUUUGGCUUGGAAAUCCUACACGCUAUUGGAAGCACAUAUAACUCCAAGGGAACAUCCUUCCUCAAGUCACAGAAGUUCCUCGGCAUAUCAGGCUUCUUCUCAAGACUAAAGGAUAAGGGUAACCUGGCUAGGGAAACAUGGACUACCAUCUCGACUGCACUGGAUGCCCAGAUGACCAUGGAGGAGAUGGCCAAGCUCGAAGAAAAGGGUGGUGAGGACUGGACUGACGAGAAGAAGGCCGAGUAUGAGAAGAAAGUCACUGGAAAGAUCCUCGCCGCUGCCUGGAGAGGAAGCAAGUUCGAGAUUCAGAGCGUCUUGCGUGAAGUCUGCGACCAAAUAUUGAACGACAAGGCUAUUCGUCUGGAGAAGAGGGUAGAGCGUGCCCAGGCCCUGGUUAUUAUUGGAAAAUACUUCCAGCAGGCUGAACGCGAUCCCAACGAAGAGGGAGAAUACAUGGCCUUUGAAGAGCUGAUGGCCGACAGCAUGGCGAAGAAAGACGAUAAGAAGAAAUCAGCAUCAGCAGCAAAACAGUCUACAGCGAACCCCAGCAGCUCUGAGAAAUAA